This is a messenger RNA of Engraulis encrasicolus (European anchovy), 7035 nucleotides long. It is a transcript of the gene pou6f1, whose product is annotated as POU class 6 homeobox 1. NCBI's taxonomy places the organism in Eukaryota, Metazoa, Chordata, Actinopteri, Clupeiformes, Engraulidae. The record is from RefSeq and is a predicted model, not a curated record. The transcript has 10 exons. The coding region runs from base 505 to 2667 and encodes 720 amino acids. Gene Ontology annotation, biological process: regulation of transcription by RNA polymerase II. Gene Ontology annotation, molecular function: RNA polymerase II cis-regulatory region sequence-specific DNA binding; DNA-binding transcription factor activity, RNA polymerase II-specific.
UGAAACAUGGACUCCGACGAGCUCUCAGCGCAUAGCGCACCCCUCACCGUUAACGAACAGGUACGUAUGCCUCAAAUCCGAAAUGCUCUGGCGGUCUCGAAGAAAUGACCUUCAAGAUUUCUCUCUUCCUCUAUUUCGUACAUACACCCCACACUCCCCCUCCCCAAUUCAGCAGACACCUCUUUACUCCAAGUGCCAUCAUCACAUGCACAUGUUCAUGUGCCAAACAAUUUAGCCAACGCCUACUCUUCAAACACAGCACCUUCAGGUUAAGUUGUUUUUUUGUCCUCUGUUAAAACAUCCUGCUCACUUGCUCCCUCAAAAACAUUGCGUCACACCUCUCCAUUCUUGUUGUUAUUCCCUGUUCAAGCGAUGUCUUGUAUGCUCCUAACUCCGCCUACUCAUUCAAGUCAUGUCGUCAUUGUCACUGUGCUGACACACAAUUUUGCUUAACCUCUCUCUCUGUGUAGCCUGGUGCUGCUCGGGCUGUUGUGUGCUUCACUCAUGUCCAUGCGUGUGUUGUGUUGUCUCUUUUCCUUUGUGUAUCUUUUUGUUUUGUUUUUAACUUUUUAUCCAUUGUGUCCUAAUGUGUGCUUGGCCUCUCUGUUCUCCUUAGCCAUUCACUGUCUGACUGCACAGAAGUGCUAUGUUCAGCCAUUAGGUCCCUGCACUCUGAAAUUCUCUGCUCAUGACAGUAAGGUUAUUGUGAUGUCCGGCCAUGAGACCAUCCGCGUCCUGGAAGUGGAGGUGGACUCCUCUCUGGCGUCUUCGGGCUCCGAGGGGAAGGCGGCGGCAGAUGGCGAGGAGGGGGGGAAGCUGACCUUGGAGGGGGCCGCGAAUGCCACCGCGUCAGCCGGUAAAAUAAAAGCUGAAGUGCUGGUGGAGCCCGUGGUGUCUGCUGGGUCCUCCAUCCCUACUGUUGCCCAAACGUUGGCUGGCUCUGAGCUGGUCAGUGUGUCCGUCCCCCAGACUACAAUGACUACAAUGCCCAUCACCGUCCAGACAGCCUGCCCACAGGUGCUGACGCAGGACGGCCUAGCUACUCUGAUGACGAGCAUGAUGGCUGCUCCGGGCUCGCUGGGCCAGCCCCUGCUCAUCCCUCUCAGCAUGGCCAGCUCGGUGGCCGGGCAGGCUGCUGCGGGGGGCCUGGCCGUGCUCACCUUCCCCACCGCCACCGUGGCUACCCUGCCCGGCCUCGCCACCAACCCCGUCACCAGCCUCCUCAAGCUGCCAUUCGCCGGCCUGCAGGGCCUGCAGGGCCUGCAGGCUGCCACCAUGCUGAACUCGGUGCAGCCGCAGCUGCAGGUGCCGGCCCAGACGCUGUUUGCCCCGCAGGCCGCCGCCACGCUGCAGUCGGUGCAGGCCGCCGUCCAGACCACCGCCGCCUCCACCGCUGCACAGGUUGCCAUGGCAACCGCCUCAACCACUCCCAAGGCCCCCUCCUCCUCCUCUUCGUCCUCCUCCUCCUCUUCGUCCUCCGCGCCUGAGCCCAGCACGUCCGUGGCUACGCUCCAGACAGCCGGACUCUCGAUAAACCCUGCCAUUAUCAGCGCGGCCUCCCUGGGUGCCCAGCCUCAGUUCAUCAGCUCCCUCACCACCACUCCCAUUAUCACCAGUGCCGUGUCAAACAUGGCCGGACUGACCAGCCAUCAGAUCAUCACCAACGCCCAGGGCCAGGUGAUUGGCACCUUACCCAUGCUGUUGAACCCAGCCUCCCUGGCUGGCAGUGCCACCCCAGCGGCGUUGCAACCGCAGGGCCUGCAGGUGCAGACCAUGUCCCCCCAGCUGCUGCUCAACGCCCAGGGCCAGAUCAUCGCUAUUGGCAAUGGGGCCGCCCAGGUACCCACCUCCUCUGCAGCUGCUGCCGCUGUGCUCCCCAAGCCUGCCGCCACUGCUCUCACCCUCGCCAAGCCAGCUGCACAGGGCCCGGUGGUGACUAUGGCCCAGUCCCCUGUUGUCAUCGCUCCGCAGCCCUCCUUGGUGAAACAGGCACCCCCCUCGUUGGCAUCUGCUGUGCCCCUGGCCUGUGGCGAGGCGCCAACCGUCGGGCAACUCGUCAGCAAGCCUCAGCAAGGUGGCACGGAUGAGGAGUGCAUCAACCUGGAGGAGAUCCGUGAGUUUGCCAAGAACUUCAAGAUCCGCCGGCUGUCCCUGGGCCUCACACAGACACAGGUGGGCCAGGCCCUCACCGCCACCGAGGGGCCCGCCUACAGCCAGUCAGCCAUCUGCAGGUUUGAGAAGCUGGACAUCACCCCCAAGAGCGCCCAGAAGCUAAAGCCGGUCCUGGAGCGCUGGCUGGCCGAGGCGGAGCUGUGGAACCAGAAGGGCCAGCAGAACCUCAUGGAGUUCGUCGGCGGAGAGCCGUCCAAGAAGCGCAAGCGGCGCACCAGCUUCACGCCGCAGGCCAUCGAGGUGCUCAACACCUACUUUGAGAAGAACGCGCUGCCCACGGGCCAAGAGAUCACGCAGAUCGCCAAGGAGCUCAACUACGACCGCGAGGUGGUGCGCGUCUGGUUCUGCAACCGCCGGCAGACCCUGAAGAACACCAGCAAGAUCAAUGUCUUUCAGGUGCAGCAGCAGCUGCAGCAACAACAACAACAACAACAACAACAACAACAACAACAACAACAACAGCAACAGCAACAAGCCCAGCAACAGAAGCACUGAAAGGAUGAAGGAUUUUUUUGUCGUUGCUGUUUGGUGGUGCAAUACAUGGAGAGAGUCAAAGGUGAUGAUGUGAAGGAAUAAUAAUAGCAGAAUAUUUUUUCAAUACUGCAAUGUAAAAGGCACUUUUUUGUGGAAGGAUGAAGGCAGGCCAGACGGUAAAAUAGAUGCACAGAGCAAAUGGAGGCUGUUGAAUGCAGAUGAUGUCUGGCAUGCCACCCAAGAGCAAAUUGCUACUUGCUCAUUUUUUUAAUAUACUGAUACCGAAGAAGGGUAGGAACACUCUAAACGGACUAGGAUGUUUUGCAUUUUUUUCAAAAUAUAUUGACAUGGUAACUAGAAAUCAUGCGUCUGAUUUUAUAUUGGAAGGUCAACAUGUACACGAGUGACCCUUUUGUGCGGUCUUAGUUGGAGGUGUUUCGUGUGUGUCAGUGGGAGGACCUGGACGUCGGUAUUGCCCUAUAAACCCCACAUGAUACAACCUCAACGUCCCAAACAUAAUGGUUGUCAUAUACCCAUAAGCUACAGGUUGCAGUUCUGUCAAAGAUUUCUCAGUCUGGAGUCAUUUCUUUUCUUUCAGAAUGGUACGUAUUGUUUUUUUUUUUUUUUUGUACAUGGUGUGUAGCUGUGUGACUGUGAGUGUGUGUACGUAUGGCUUGUCACAUUUGACAAUCAUAUAGGUUUCAAGUCUGAAAAAUGCAUGCACAUUUUUUUUCCAUUGUGAGAUUUUGUUUGCCAACAGAUUCUGAAUGUUUUACCACAAUAGCCGUGACAAAUAGUGUCUAAAUCUAGAGCCAGAAUCGUAAACAGUAAGUUACUGUAAACCGAUGUCAUUAUUAGUUAAUAUUGUUGAGUGUUGUUUUUCUAAUCUGUCUAACAUAGGCAGGGACUAAAAUAUACUACUUAAAUACAGGUAAGAAAUACCAGCAAUUACAUACUGUAACAUACAACAGAUCGAGAUCAGUUCUGUGCUCACAUAAAAAUAUUUCAAGUUUAUGAAGAACAUUUCAGUGAAAAUGUCUAUUCUUACAGUAUCAUGAAAUAAUAUCUUUUGAUCGUCUUUGUAAAGUUUUUAUUUUGAACGGUUCUGGAAUCUAUUACCAUGUGGUCCUCACUCAGUUUGGAGCAGGGCAAUGUUUGUUUGAAGACACCUAUCUUUUCUAAUAAUUGUGUUGUGACGAAGAGAUUAUGCAUAACAUUGCGGGUUACAUCAUUUAUACUUUCUGAGACACUUUUCGGUUAAGUAAUGGUGCUCUGAAAUGAGUGUGUUUCAUUCAUUGGAUUUGUGGACAGGUGCAUGACGGUAGUUUUAACCCAUUGAAUCCAAUUCAGUGUUCUAUUCAGUUUUCACAUAUUCUAAUGUAAAUAUUCAGACUCUAUAAUAUAUACCGCAACUCUCAGAUUAACAUAACUAUACAGUAUAGACAUUUCCCUCUGUUGAGGGUUAGAUGAGGUUGUUAACUGCUACAUACAUACCUACCAGAGUUUAUUUUGUCUACAGACUUCAGUUGGACAUUGGAGGAUGAAUUGUGCUGAAAUUGGCAGUCAUACUAUGUUUAUGUAAAGUUUUAAAGAAACAUUUGAUAAUGGGGAAAACUAAAACUUUGAGAAAAGGGAAGACCGCUUGACACCCGAAACCGUAACACUACAAUCUGUCAUUGUCAUUUGUUUGACCAUCUGACGUGAAAGUUGAAAAGGUAGACUAAUUGAGAUGAAAUAGCAAUACCACAUUGUCAUAAUGUUGUUUUGGGGUCUUUUGCAACUGUGUCCGUGGGCACCAGAGUCUCAGUGGUUCUAUACAGUGAAAUCUAGCGCUUUAAGCUAGAUGCAAUCAGUUUUAGGGACAGUGCUGUUUGCUAAUUUAAGUAAAAUGUCUGAUUAGUUCACAGAUAACUUUGAAUGUGAGUAUAGCAUACCUAAAUCAUUCAUGCAGUAUUGCCACAAUAGAUAAACAAUAUAAUAUAUUCCAAACAUAUGUCUGACAAGGAAGAGCACAAUGUAGAAAGACAUUUGCCGUGUUUUAAUUUUCAUCAAUUGUUUAAAUUACAGAAACAAUGGAAAAGACUAUUUGUGUGAAAUGCUGACAACAGAGGGAUACUGAAUGAGACGUACGUUGAGUUAGGCCCACAAACUAUCAGAAACUGCAGGACCGCAUACAAAUGAGCUGUGUAAUUGCACUCAAAUACAUAUAUUGUAAUUACAGGAAACGUCCUAAAUUACAAGUAAUGGAAUGUUUACUGUGUAACUUUCAGAUGUUCAUUUUUUGGAAUGUUUGUCUUAUUAUUCUCAGUAGAUAGUACUAUAAAAUAAAUACUACAACAAUGUCACCGUAUGGAGAAACACAUUUCACCAGUCACUCAGAAUGGGAAGGCUAAUGUCAUUCUCAACACUCGCCAUUACAUUACACUUAGCUGACGCUUCUAUCCAAAGCGACCUGCAGUUAUUUGGAGUAAUUACAGGGUAUCAACUUCAACUUAAUCUUUUUCAAGGUCAAAAUCAGAUUACAUUCAACUCUCCUAUUGCAGAUGUAGACACACACUGAAUCAAAGAUGUUAAGUAAAAUGUGACUAGUGUUACCUUGGAGACACUCCCAUAUGCCCCACGGGUGAAAAAAACACUCCUUUACAGCGUUUGUACAGUUGACUUGUGCUGUUUUUUUAAUAGUUCACAUGUGACGUGUAAUCUCCAAUGAUUGAGUGAAAGAGCCAUUCUCUCACAACCAUUUCAUUUCUUCUCUCCAUUUUCUUUCAAGCUCCUCGCAAGUUUUUUUUUUAUUUUGGUGAAGAAUAACACACAUUUGUAACAGACCUAAUCUUUAAGAAGAUGCAUCCUGAAUUCGUUGUGGAUUUUUAAUUUUAGUGCAUUCUCACUGCAUUGGGAGGGACUUGUCUUGCAAUCAGCAAUAGAGUUGAGAUAGGCAGCUAAAUAUUCAGCUAUUUAUUACAUUGCCCUUUUGACCAGCAUUUAACAAUUACUCGAUUGCCCCAUACAUUUGAUAUAAAAUACACUGCUGGCAGAAUAUAUGAUGUACAAUGCCUUUUUUGUUAGUCAAUAUACAACUAACCAAGUAAGGGUAUUUUCACUCCUAGUCUUCUUUAAGUGAAUCAAACUCACUCCUCUUUUAAGUGAAACAAAAAGUGAACCGACAGCAAAAGGACUCAGUUCUGUUUGUGUUCCUGUGAGACAUGUAUUGUGUCAGUCUUAGGGUUGCCAGAUGUGUCUGGUUAUUUCCAGUCCAAACAAUGCUCAAAAACCGCCUGGAGGCACUAAAUCCAGCCCAAUUAGAACCAAAUUGUAUUGAUCUCUAUGGCCAGAAAUCUACAGAAAAACCUGCCCAAUGCCCGUUUCUGGCAACACUGGUCAGUCCUCUCAUCCGGCCCUCUAGAGCUCUACCUAAGUGAUUACAUCUAGUCACAAGUGUAACUUGUCAGGACUCCUAAGUGAACCAUACUGAGACCACAUCAAUAAAGGUCUCGGUACGGUUCACUUCCAAGGGGUCUGGGUAUUUGGACAGGUUUGAGUUCACUGAAUGGGAGCAGGUGUGAAAACGCCCUUAGACACACACACACACAGGUAUGAUACUCCCUGUUUAUCCAUUUUCCAGUUUCUGUUGCCCAUUUAAUUAAAUUCUAUCUUCAAAGAUAUCUUUCCUAUACUGUAGGGAUUAUUAUUCCACCUUUGGCUGUUUGUUUGUUUUGAUGUGUCUGAGGAAAGGAUCCCCAAAGUAUUCGAUGGGGGGCCCGAGAUAUUCCAUGAACUACAAACCAGUCUAAUCCUUGUUUGUCUUAUAUCCUGCCAUUGUGUCCACAGUGAGGAAAAAGGAUAGAAUAUGUACAUCAUUAGUUCAUUCUUUCAAGUGCUGAAUUGACGACAAUAGGUGCUGUUAAAUUGACGAAUUAGGUCAUGAUAUUGUGAUUUUUGAACAAAGAUAGUCACCAUUAACCCUUUUGCAAACAUCCAUUGGCUGAAUAUGUUUCACCUUUUUUGGUGCCGUUUAAAGAAAAUGCAUUAGGCCUACAAUGUGAAAAAAAAGAAAGUCGUGCAACAAUUUUGUGUAGAUAUUACAUUUUAUCACAUAUAAAAUCUGAGAUUUUUGGUAAAAUUGGUGCCAUCAAUAGCUCACAUAAGGAAGUAGUGUGACUAAUGGCGUAUGAAGAUAACUUUAUAAAUGUGAAAUAAAAUUUUACAAAUGAUUUUUAACCUGUAAAUGUUAAUGUGGGGGUUUAAUCAGAAGAAUGCCUUAUAAGCGUUUUGAAAGUAACAGCUUUGAGUAUGAACUGUGUGCAAGGUGUUAACAGUUUUUUUUCUUGUAUGGAAUUGAAUGAUAUGUAUUGUUUGAAUUAUGUCUAUGCCAAUAAACUGACAUUUCCC